AUAAACCACAGCACAGGGUUGCCCGCUGCAGAUGUGGAUGUCCCUACUUUGUGUUCAGAGCCGGUGGUGCGAAGUGCGAGGGCGAUUCUGACUAGCGACUGGCGACUGGUGACAGAGGCUGCUAGAUCUAGCUAGUGCUUGUUGUAGCAGUGUCUGCUUGUGCCACUGGCAGAAAGAGACUGUGAGUGCGUGCGUGCGUGCGUGUGUUUGUGUGUGCGCAGCGGUCCGACUACCCGGCGAACUCACUUCGUGGAUGUCACAGUGAGAGGUAGAUCCUCUAGAUAGACAGAAGAAACGCGCUCGUUUAGUGUUCAUAGUUUAUUCAGUAGUAGAAGAGUGUUGAUCAUCGUGCGCGUGUUUUUUUCGGGGGUAGUGUAGCUUGUUCUUUUUUUUAUUUUGUUAGUUGAUUCCUGGUUGAGUGUGGAAAUCUUGCGUGUUUCUUUCGGGUGGAAAAAGAAGUUAGUGUUUUCACCAAGGACUGCACUUAUCAGCUUUUCUGCUGAUGUUUGCGAAGCCACGCUAAAUGUGUAGGGAGCAAACGAGUGCGAAACAGCUCCAGGAUAAGAAGGAACAUUAAGAAGAAGACAACUCUGUCUCAUUGUUUCAAGGACAAAUGAAACUCAGAACUGACCAGAUAAGAAGGAAACACCACGACACAGAGAGAAGAACUUGUUAUCUGUGAUUCUAGAAGGAAACAAACCUUUUUUUCUAUUUCUUGUUCGUUGCGAACGACACAUUUUAAUACUUGUUUGGACAAACUGAGGAGUAUCUGCACCUUCACACACAAGCGUGCUCUGGAGAUUCUUCCAAAAACAACGACCGAAGGAUUAGUCAGCUUUUGACACUUUGACACGUCUUCCCUCCAAAAAAGAGAGUGUGGGAAGUUGUUCAAAAACAGCUAUAAAACAGAUUAAGCCACAGAGCAAGCGGAUAAAACGACGGUAUCGAAGUAACAUUUUACAAGAGCUUUCUCUUGUCUUGUGAAAACAACCACUAAGAACGUGAUUCUAUCUUCUGAGGAUUGCAGCAGUACUAGUCCACAAUUUUCAUUUACGAGGGUUCUUUAUUCCUUCAGGAGCUCUCAUUCUUCCAAGUGUCGGAGCUAUCACGAAAUUAAAAAAAAAAAAUUCUUGCAAAUCCUUUCAUUUUUCUCAAAGUAAAUACACAGUCUACUUGUGGUGUGUCUUUACUAAGACAUACAUCUUUUAGACUCUGUAAAAUCUGUUAAGGAACAAAGGACUUCAGGAGCAUAAUAUAACGCUCCUUCCUUAGACAUUUCUUUUUAUUUUCUUCCUGUGUGUGAAGUUAAGAAGACAAAAAGAACCAUCUGUAGACGCGAGGUGGUUCUCUCCCCUUCGAAACGCCAACAAAAGGACAAUCGAUCUUCGGGCUUAUAGCCUCCCCUUUUUCUGACGUCAGUCGCACUUCCCGGAGUGCGAACCCCCUCCCUCCGCCACCAUUGGGUCUCUACCAGUCACCCUGGCUCUGGAUCCCAAAUCCGAGGCCAGCAGCGGAGUGAACAGCGUGAAAGAACUCAGCCCCGACAUAGUCACUGUCCAGCAGCAUCCAUUGGCCGUAGCUGACCCCUCCCUGGCCUCCACCAUCGCCACAAUGAUUAUGACCAACACCCUCCCCGCCGUCCCCAUCUCCCCGGUCUCACCGACCCUUUCACUCAGUCCCAUCGACCUGUCCAAAUGCAGUGAAUCGGAAUUGGGACUGUUCUUGUCCCAGAGGAGUGUGGUCACGGCUGGACCUCCAUGAAAGGCCGCGUGAUCUUCUGGUUCCACCUCAACUACAGCACCAACAGCGGAUAUGUCAUGUUCAAGCUUUACGGGCAGCAGUGUCAGAAAUGCAAGAACGGUAACUACGAGCACGCCAUGUGGUAUCCGGAGGAGGUCGUUAAAGUGAUAGGAAAUGUUUACAACCGUGUGGGUCAGAUCUUUUACGGGUUUGUGCGCCCUCCACUACGCAUCGACCGGCGACAGGGAAAACCGAGGAACCAACACAACGCAGAGCUCUGCCAAGCUUGUAAAGAAGGACUCUGCAAGGAGGAAUGGUCCUUCUCAUGAUGAUAACGACGACGACGAUGGUGAUGAUGAUGAUGAUAAUGAGGAGGAUGAUGAUGACGAUGAUGAUGUUGUAAUAUUGGAGGAGUAUGGUGAUGAUAUUGCAGGGUGAUGUUUCAUUUUGGGUUGAUGAAGUAGAUUUUGUAUCUAAGACAAGACGGUCGCUGGUGUUGAAUAUCGUCUUAUGUCUUGAUGAUGAUAAUGAUGAUGAUGUUGAGGAUGGUGAUGAUGAUGAUGAUGAUGGUGAUGAUGGUGGUGAUGAUGAGGAUGAAGACUUCCAAGGUAAACUUUAUUGGAUACGUUGGAGUUUUUCUUAUCACUGAAGUGGUGCUUCCCAAUUUUCUGGGCUUUUUGUACCAAUGAUAUAUAACAUGUGAACUUGUUAUACAUCGAGUGAGCGGCAUGAAAGAUAUAGACGCCCUGUGUUUUGACUUAGUCUAGUAUUAUGGAGUAUCUGAACACCACUAGCGAUCGCAUUUAAUGCUCAAGUUGUACCACUCCGAACCCAUGUGGUAUUUAAUGAGCGAGAAAUUCGAAAUAUAAAAACAAUUGGUCACACAAAAAUGAUAUAUCAUCGAAGAAUUUAACAGCUUCUUCUAAUUGUUUAGACCAAUUAUGGUGACUCCUCGAAAGACAUAAAGUUCACUACCUUUGGUGUUAAUGGGAAAUUUUUGGCUUUGGAUAGCACUUGUGUUCAAAUCUGGACGCGUCUUUGGUAACUAUGGUUCCUCUUUGCGUGCUUUGAGUCCUUAUUACCUUAGUAGUGUAUUGUUCCAUUCUGUAAAAGCCGUUAAUUAUGAUUUAAUUCACAGGGUGGCAUUUUCAUGUUAGAAAGUGUUAAGUUGACUUGAAAAGGUCCAGCUUGUGUUAAGAGCAUUGGAAUUGAAUCACGCCGAGAAGAGUUGAGAAAGGAUGGAUUUGGUAGUUCCCACAUCGUGUGAUAUAAGGUAGACGUUUGAACAAGGCAUAUCAAUAUCAUGUGUUUGUUUCUACAAAUAAAAUGAACUAUUUUUAGAAUAGUUUUUGAAGCGAUUACGUCAAACGAUAACGUGACUGUUGCACUCCGUUCAUGUCACUAUAAACCUAAGUCACUGAGGCGUGUUGAUUUGAGUUUCUGCAUUUACACAUAAUUUGUAUUACUUGAACGUUUUUUUUUCUUUUUGUGUGCAUCUCUCAGUUGGCCUCCUAAACUCCUGAACUCAAAACCUUACUGGAGUCAAGCUAUACAAUACAUAGUAAAUCAAAUUGUUUUUUGCAAGUUUUGGGUCAGUCAUCUCCCUUUUGCGAGAAUAGGCUAUAACUAUUUGGCAAGAAUUGACUAUAAUUAUUUGAUAGGAAUAGACUAUAGCUAUUUGGCGAGAAUAGACUAUAAGUUUUUGAAAGAAAAGAUCAUAACCAUGUCCUCGUCUCUGUACUUUAAUUAAACGGGGAUUCGAUCUUCAGCACAAUGAUUCAUGUGCCUUAAGCGUCGUCCGCACUCAGAUAAAAGAAGGGGGAAAAAUAACCGUCACCUUAAUUACCUUCAACUUUCGUCUCAAUAUUGAUGAGGAAA
Messenger RNA from Aplysia californica (California sea hare), 3618 nucleotides. Its product is annotated as receptor-transporting protein 4. NCBI's taxonomy places the organism in Eukaryota, Metazoa, Mollusca, Gastropoda, Aplysiida, Aplysiidae. Gene Ontology annotation, molecular function: olfactory receptor binding. Gene Ontology annotation, biological process: protein targeting to membrane; protein insertion into membrane. The record is from RefSeq and is a predicted model, not a curated record.